AUUGACCUUAACUGCAUCCCGUAGCGUGAGAGUAACCAGGAAAUGGGAUGGUAACUAUGGAAAACUGACGUUAGAGGAUGGAAGAUAAGCGGGUUUUAUGGUUUCUUCCCCCGCGAUUAUAAAACGUUGACUACUUCCAUCUAGCGUCACGUGAGCCAAAUACAGUUAAAUUAAAGCGUAAUACCACACAGAGACCGAUGGCUCUGCCAACCGUGUCCGCACACGGGCCCAGCCGCAGCCGGCUCCUGGCUCGACAGAUGGCCCGCCAGCGGGAACAGGAGGCUCGCUGGCGGCAGCAGUGGGAGCAGCACUCUCAGUACUUCAGGGAACAAAAUCUGCGCAGCCACAAGCAAUCAGUGUGGAGCUCUCGUCAGACUUAUCAACAGAGUAUGUCAGCAUACCAUAAGCAGAGAUUGAAGGAGGAGAAGAGAAUUAAUCUGGAUCAGCGCAGGAGUCGGCUCAGGGUCAUGCUUCAAGAGGAGCAGGACCAGCUGGAGGCUGAGCUCCAGCAACUGGUUCCUGACAGGAGCACACUGGCAAGUCAGCUGGUGCAAAAAAAACGAAGGCUUCGCUCACUGAGAGAGGAAAGAAGGAAAAAGCUUGCACAAGAGCUGCUGAAGGAGCACCAGAGGAAAAACAACCCAGAGUUGCGAGAGGUCGAGUCAGCGUUACAUAAAGAUCAUGUUGUCAACCAGUGGCAAGAACAGAUAUCUGAGAAAAAACAGCACCAAGUGGCAGAGCAAGAAGAGAAGAGGCGUUUUGAAAAUGAAUAUGAGAGGACACGAAAAGAAGCUCUGGCAAGGAUGAGGCAAGCAGAGGAGGAAAAGAAAGCAGAGGGCCGCAAGAGAGCAGAAGAGCUUUGUAAACAGAUGGAAGAACUGAAGCUGAGGGAAGAAGAGGCCAGUCGUCUCAAGAAGGAGCAAGAAGCUCUGCUGGCCCAGCACUGGGAGCUGGAAAAAAUAGAAGAGGAGAGGAGAGAGAUGGAGGAAAGGAGAAAGAAGUCUGAGAUAGGGCAAUUCUUGAUCCGUCAGUAUCGUGCUCAGCUGAAGAGGAGAGCCCAGCAAGUGCAAGAGGAGCUUGAGGCUGACCGCAAGAUCCUAGCGGCCAUGCUGGAGGGAGAGCAGGAGGACAAAAAGAUGGAGAGUGCACGAAGAGAAAGAGCUGUAGCCGAUGCUGCAUGGAUGAAACAUGUGAUUGAGGAGCAGCUUCAGUUAGAGAGGGAGAGAGAGGCUGAGUUUGACGUUCUGUACAGAGAGGAAGCCCAGCGGGUAUGGGAGAAACGGGAGGCGGAGUGGGAGAAGGAGAGGAAAGCCAGAGAGCGGCUCAUGCACGAGGUUCUCAUAGGGAGACAGCAGCAGCUGAAGCUAAAGAUGGAGCAGAACCGUGCAGCUCAGGAGGAGUCCCUGAGGAGACGAGAAAAGCUGAUCCAAGAACUGGAGCUGGAGAGGGAGACCAGACGCCGGGAGAGGGAGCAAGAAGAGGGCCUCAGAACAGCACGAAUGCAAGAGUUAAACGCUCAGGUGGAGCAGCGGCGCCAAGAGCAAUGGGAGGAGCAGUGCAGGAUAGAGCAAGAAGAAAAGGAGGAGCAGGAGGCCCUUCAAAUCCAGGAGGAGGAGCUGAGACUGGAGAUGGAUAGAAUAGCCAAGCAAGGCUACCAGGAAAAGAUUCACAGCAGACCUCGAUCAGCCUGGACAUGAAGACUGAGCAAGAGCGGCCCUGUUUUCACCUGGCAUCAGCGUGCGUCUUUGAUGAUCCAAUCACAAGUGGACAGCUGUGUGCAUGCCCUUUCACACCUCACAUUGGAAUGUGUCUCCACAUGCAAUCUAGACUGCCCACUUGUGAUCACAUGACCCAGGAUGUAUGUUAAUGCAAGGUGGAACCAGGGCCAUGUAAUUUACAUGUAAUUCGUGUAGAUAUGUUGGAAGAUGCCAAUCAUUCAUUUUUGUUCUCAGGCCAUAAGUAUGCCAACUUCAUGUGACUGAGUAUGGCUAGUUGACUGCAUGGUUAGAAAAGCACUAAAGGAAAGUUUUGCAAUUCUAGAGCUAUUCUGUGACUAUAGUUUUUAAAAGCUUUUUUGUAGACUCUUUAAUAUAUCAAAUCAAGUAUUUUUUGUACCAGUGCAAGACUGAAUAUGAAAGAGGGUUAAUAAAAAUGUGAAAAACUACAAGAAGUUAUAGUUAUA
Myripristis murdjan (pinecone soldierfish) is the source of this 2182-nucleotide messenger RNA. It is a transcript of the gene tchp, whose product is annotated as trichoplein, keratin filament binding. Gene Ontology annotation, biological process: apoptotic process. Lineage: Eukaryota; Metazoa; Chordata; Actinopteri; Holocentriformes; Holocentridae. The record is from RefSeq and is a predicted model, not a curated record. Gene Ontology annotation, cellular component: keratin filament.